AUGCUUUCGUUUGAAGGACAGAGAAGGUUAAGAGACCUUCUAUUUGAAACAAUGAUACUAGAAUAAAAGGCAGAGUACUUAAGAGAAGAUUUGUGCAGAGUAUAGAUAUUUGAGCCCUAUGCAGCUUUUUAGCGUAUUGCAAAUGAUCCUAAUAAAAAAUAUAUCUAUGUAGAAGACAUUCAGAGAUUUUUACAUUAAAACAGAUUUAAUUAGCCAUAUGAAAGUUGUCUUAUGCUCAUUAAGCAAUACGAAUCAUUCAAAAACUCGUUCCACCUUUCAUAUAUAGAAUUUUUAGAGAGCGUUUUCCCUAUUAUGAAUGUGAGACUAAGAGAAGAAGUAGCAUAGAGGGAUAAGCAGGAGUUUUAGGAAUUGCUUGACUUUGAUGUAGAAAAUGCUUUAAGCUAGUUGAUUAAUUUCGAAGUGAGUAGCUUGCAAAAAUUAGAUAGACUGAAAGGAGAGCUUAGAGAUUCAGAUUAAAACUUUUCUCCUAUAAACUGCUUUAAGGCUAUAGAUUUGCAGACAUUAGGGUUUAUAGAUGAUGAUGCCAUCCGCAAUUUCAUGGUAAAGAAUGGAACGGUUUUAACUGAGAAUCAAGCUUAUUUUAUUGUAAGAAGGAUAAACAAAAAUAAAACAGGCAAAAUCACUUUAGAAGAAUUUAGUUAAUAUAUUGUGAUGUAAUAUAGUUCUUAGUUUGAUAAGAAUAUUGAUCGCACAAGAGCUAAAAGUUUGAAUACAAAUAACAGCUAUUUAGAUUAGGAUUACACAGAUUUUUACCUUUAAAAGUAUAACUACAUUAGCAAUAAAAAGACAGACACUUCUCUACAUUUUUCAAGGAAGAAUUUAAGCGGCUCAUAAAGUGAAUUACAAAUCUAAGAUCAAAUUAAUAACGAAGAUUAUGUUUAGCAGUUGAAUUCUUCUUAUGCUAACAAAAGAAGUCUAUCAAACAAUAAGAGUAAAAAAGAAAUGACUCAAUUUGAUAGAUAUGCUCAAACAAGUGUUAAAAAGUAAAAAGCAUUGAAUGAAAAUCAAGCAGAAUUAUUAGAGUAACAAGAAGAUAAUAAUGCAAGUAAGAAAUUUUCUUAAUCUGCUUAAAAGUUUAAUGAAAGUUAAGGAAAUAAAAUAACUUUUGGCAUUGAAUAAAAGUUUAGCAAUAGCAGCAAUAACAAUUUAUUUAAUAAUUAUUAAAAUAAAUUCACUAAAACAUAUGCAAAAUAUCCUUCUUAAAAUGAAUUUAAUAACAAUUACAGUUCUUUAAAGAAAAUAAUGAUGGAUUCAACAGCUCAAAGCUUUUAUAUGCCAAACACAUAAAAUUAAUUCUAUAGAAACUCUACUCUCUCCCAUUAAAACUAGUUCGAAAUAUUUGGCUCUUAGUAUAAGGGUUUGCCAGCUUAUCCUACAGUCGUAGAGGCCUAAGAAGAUAAAUACAAUAAAGAUUUCAUAGUUUUCCUCCAAGAUUUAGUUCAAAUUUCAUAAUUAGACAGAAACGUUGAAAAUGCAAAAUUGGAGUUUUUAGGAUUAAUUAAUUUUAAUAUUAGCAAUUUGUUUGAGUUCAUGGAUAAAUUCAAGAGAAACAAUAUCGUUUACUAAGAAUUGAAAGACUUUAUAAAUCUAGAACUUAAUUUCAAGUCUUUCACCACAGUUGAGUGUUAGAUCAUUUUCUAAUACUUUGAUAUUCACUCCAGAGGAUUUAUUUCCAAAGAAGAUCUCAUUCAAAAAUUCACUCCAUUAAAUCCCUUUUUGAUCAAUGAAAAGCCUUAUAUCAAAAUUAAUCUUUUAUCCGAAGCAGAGAAGUAAAAGUUGAAAUUUUAUUUCUAGCAGAUAGUAAAUAGCCACAUAAAAAUAACUGAGAUUAAGCAAAACUAUACAACUAGAAACAAUUAUAAUUACAAUUCUUUAAGUCUAAAUGAACUCUUCAAUAAGUUAGAUAGAGAUAAUGACUCAUUCAUCAGUAUUUAUGAUCUUAAAAUUAAGUUGGAAGAAGAAAAAAUUGAAGCACCCUCAAAUGUAAUCGACUUCAUAUUCUACAGGUUUGAUAAAUUAAACUUCACAAAAAUAUCUUUCAGUGACUUCAUAAAAGAAUUCAGCUCAAAUAAACCCUGA
Messenger RNA from Tetrahymena thermophila SB210, 2100 nucleotides. RefSeq names its product EF hand protein. The transcript is spliced from 4 exons. Lineage: Eukaryota; Ciliophora; Oligohymenophorea; Hymenostomatida; Tetrahymenidae. Gene Ontology annotation, molecular function: calcium ion binding. The record is from RefSeq and is a predicted model, not a curated record.